AUGGCUAAAUUCGACUUAUCCACCCUCGUGAGACCAAAGAUAUACUCUCUUGAACCUUAUCGUUGUGCCCGUGAUGAUUUCAAAGAAGGGAUUCUUCUCGAUGCUAACGAGAACACCCAUGGUCCAGCCCUUUCCAAGGCUUCUUCAUUAUACCAAGCUUUCAAGGACUCAGAACUCAAUAGAUACCCUGAUCCUCACCAGAUUGAUUUUAAGACACUCGUGGCUCACUUCCGUAACAGCGAAGCCCAAACCCCUGGGGCUUUAGUCAAUUUGACAAAAGACGAUAAACCUUUGAGUGCUGCCAAUAUGUGUCUUGGGGUUGGCUCUGACGAAAGUAUCGAUGCCUUGAUCCGUACCGUGUGUCGUCCUGGUAUUGACAGUCUUAUUAUCUGCCCUCCAACUUAUGGAAUGUACAAAAUCAGCUCACAAAUCAACGAUGUGGAAAUUGUUUCGGUUCCAUUGUGUUUAGAAGAUUUUGAAAUUGACUUGCCAAAAAUCCAAGAAACUUUGGCCUCUAGAGGAGAUUCCAUCAAAAUGAUUUUGAUCACCACCCCAGGUAAUCCAACUGGGAGACUCGUUAGUCCAGCAAAGUUGGAAAAGCUCCUUCAAUGGUCUCUAGAAAACUGGAACGGGUUAGUGGUGGCUGAUGAAGCGUACAUUGAUUUCUCCGACAUUGGCAGCAGUGUGUCAGUUUUGGUCAAUAAAUAUCCUAAUCUUGUAACUUUCCAAACAUUAUCUAAAUCCUUUGGUUUGGCGGGGAUCAGAUUAGGUAUCACAUUUGCUAGUGAGGAACUUGCUGGGGUGCUUAAUGCUUUGAAGGCCCCCUAUAAUAUUUCUACAUUGACAUCGACAAUCGCCCAAGAAGCUUUGACACCACAGAGUAUUGCUCAAAUGAGAAGCACCGUCGAUAUUAUCAAGGCCCAGCGUUCCAAAUUGAUCCAAGAAUUCAAGGAGAUUGACAACUUUGGGAAAGUUAUUGGUGGCGGAUUGGACUCCAAUUUCAUCUUGGUGGAAACAUUGAACAAUAAUGGCAAGCCGGACUCAGCCUUUGCCAAGAAAGUAUAUGAAAACAUGGCAAUCAAUAAGAAGACUGUGGUCAGAUAUAGAGGUAAUGAAUUGGGCUGUGUUGGUGCCCUAAGAAUUAGUAUUGGGACAGCUGAGGAAAAUAAGACCUUGGUGGAAAAUUUCAAAAAAACUUUUGCAGAAUUCAAAUAA
Messenger RNA from Saccharomycopsis crataegensis, 1215 nucleotides. RefSeq names its product histidinol-phosphate transaminase (gene HIS5). The coding region runs from base 1 to 1215 and encodes 404 amino acids. The transcript has a single exon. NCBI's taxonomy places the organism in Eukaryota, Fungi, Ascomycota, Saccharomycetes, Ascoideales, Saccharomycopsidaceae. Gene Ontology annotation, biological process: L-histidine biosynthetic process. Gene Ontology annotation, molecular function: pyridoxal phosphate binding; L-histidinol-phosphate:2-oxoglutarate transaminase activity. The record is from RefSeq and is a predicted model, not a curated record.